GACGCCGGCGAGCUUCCGGGGCGGCCCCGGGCAGGUCGGCGGCGGUGGCCCGCAGUCGUGGAGGAGCGGUGGGAGCGUCGGCGGCCGCGGGCGAUGCAACUUCCGGACGGGACUCCCCUCUGUCCGCGCCUCACAUCUCCCCUUCCUCUCGCCUAGUCCUGUGCCGUUUUCCGUCCGCGACUCUUCCGGCCCAGAGCUUUCGGAGUGCGGUUGCUCAGGGGAAGCCGUCGCCGCCCCCGCCUCGGGGCCGAGUGAGAGUGCCCGUCGCGUCGCGCCGCGUCGCCCCCCGGGCCGCCUCCUUGCCCCCAGUGGCGGGCUCCGUUCUCCCUCGAAGCACUCCCCCCAGCUCCAUGAAUGGAAAUCGGCUCCGCAGGACCCGCUGGGGCCCAGCCCCUACUCAUGGUGCCCAGAAGACCUGGCUAUGGCACCAUGGGCAAACCCAUUAAACUGCUGGCUAACUGUUUUCAAGUUGAAAUCCCAAAGAUUGAUGUCUACCUCUAUGAGGUAGAUAUUAAACCAGACAAGUGUCCUAGGAGAGUGAACAGGGAGGUGGUUGACUCAAUGGUUCAGCAUUUUAAAGUAACUAUAUUUGGAGACCGUAGACCAGUUUAUGAUGGAAAAAGAAGUCUUUACACCGCCAAUCCACUUCCUGUGGCAACUACAGGGGUAGAUUUAGACGUUACUUUACCUGGGGAAGGUGGAAAAGAUCGACCUUUCAAGGUGUCAAUCAAAUUUGUCUCUCGGGUGAGUUGGCACCUACUGCAUGAAGUACUGACAGGACGGACCUUGCCUGAGCCACUGGAAUUAGACAAGCCAAUCAGCACUAACCCUGUCCAUGCCGUUGAUGUGGUGCUACGACAUCUGCCCUCCAUGAAAUACACGCCUGUGGGGCGUUCAUUUUUCUCCGCUCCAGAAGGAUAUGACCACCCUCUGGGAGGGGGCAGGGAAGUGUGGUUUGGAUUCCAUCAGUCUGUUCGGCCUGCCAUGUGGAAAAUGAUGCUUAAUAUCGAUGUUUCUGCCACUGCCUUCUACAAAGCACAACCUGUAAUUCAGUUCAUGUGUGAAGUUCUUGAUAUUCAUAAUAUUGAUGAGCAACCAAGACCUCUGACUGAUUCUCAUCGGGUAAAAUUCACCAAAGAGAUAAAAGGUUUGAAGGUUGAAGUGACUCAUUGUGGAACAAUGAGACGGAAAUACCGUGUUUGUAAUGUAACAAGGAGGCCUGCCAGUCAUCAAACCUUUCCUUUACAGUUAGAAAACGGCCAAACUGUGGAGAGAACAGUAGCGCAGUAUUUCAGAGAAAAGUAUACUCUUCAGCUGAAGUACCCGCACCUUCCCUGUCUGCAAGUCGGGCAGGAGCAGAAACACACCUACCUGCCACUAGAAGUCUGUAAUAUUGUGGCAGGGCAACGAUGUAUCAAGAAGCUAACAGACAAUCAGACUUCCACUAUGAUCAAGGCAACAGCAAGAUCUGCACCAGAUAGACAAGAGGAAAUUAGCAGAUUGGUAAGAAGUGCAAAUUAUGAAACAGAUCCAUUUGUUCAGGAGUUUCAAUUUAAAGUUCGGGAUGAAAUGGCUCAUGUAACUGGACGCGUACUUCCAGCACCUAUGCUCCAGUAUGGAGGACGGAAUCGGACAGUAGCAACACCGAGCCACGGAGUAUGGGACAUGCGAGGGAAACAAUUCCACACAGGAGUUGAAAUCAAAAUGUGGGCUAUUGCUUGUUUUGCCACACAGAGGCAGUGCAGAGAAGAAAUAUUGAAGGGUUUCACAGACCAGCUGCGUAAGAUUUCUAAGGAUGCAGGGAUGCCCAUCCAGGGCCAGCCAUGCUUCUGCAAAUAUGCACAGGGGGCAGACAGCGUAGAGCCCAUGUUCCGGCAUCUCAAGAACACAUAUUCUGGCCUACAGCUUAUUAUCGUCAUCCUGCCAGGGAAGACACCAGUGUAUGCGGAAGUGAAACGUGUAGGAGACACACUUUUGGGUAUGGCUACACAAUGUGUUCAAGUCAAGAAUGUAAUAAAAACAUCUCCUCAAACUCUCUCAAACUUGUGCCUAAAGAUAAAUGUUAAACUCGGAGGGAUCAAUAAUAUUCUUGUACCUCAUCAAAGACCUUCUGUGUUCCAGCAACCAGUGAUCUUUUUGGGAGCCGAUGUCACUCAUCCACCUGCUGGUGAUGGAAAGAAGCCUUCUAUUGCUGCUGUUGUAGGUAGUAUGGAUGCACACCCAAGCAGAUACUGUGCCACAGUAAGAGUUCAGAGACCCCGACAGGAGAUCAUCCAGGACUUGGCCUCCAUGGUCCGGGAACUUCUUAUUCAAUUUUAUAAGUCAACUCGGUUCAAGCCUACUCGUAUCAUCUUUUAUCGGGAUGGUGUUUCAGAGGGGCAGUUUAGGCAGGUAUUAUAUUAUGAACUACUAGCAAUUCGAGAAGCCUGCAUCAGUUUGGAGAAAGACUAUCAACCUGGAAUAACCUACAUUGUAGUUCAGAAGAGACAUCACACUCGAUUAUUUUGUGCUGAUAGGACAGAAAGGGUUGGAAGAAGUGGCAAUAUCCCAGCUGGAACAACAGUUGAUACAGACAUUACACACCCAUAUGAGUUCGAUUUUUACCUCUGUAGCCAUGCUGGAAUACAGGGUACCAGUCGUCCUUCACACUAUCAUGUUUUAUGGGAUGAUAACUGCUUUACUGCAGAUGAACUUCAGCUGCUAACUUACCAGCUCUGCCACACUUACGUACGCUGUACACGAUCUGUUUCUAUACCUGCACCAGCGUAUUAUGCUCACCUGGUAGCAUUUAGAGCCAGAUAUCAUCUUGUGGACAAAGAACAUGACAGUGCUGAAGGAAGUCACGUUUCAGGACAAAGCAAUGGGCGAGAUCCACAAGCUCUUGCCAAGGCUGUACAGAUUCACCAAGAUACCUUACGCACAAUGUACUUCGCUUAAAUAGUCCAAGUAUAUUCUCUGAGAGGAAGUACUGAAAGAUGAAUUGACAUACAACGUAUGUUUCCAGUGAAGUCAAUUGAGUAAGGACACCUCCAGCCAUACAGAAACCAACACUGUGUGGGGGCCAAGGUCUGAUCCUUAUGUUAAUACAAGGAAGAUUGUUUACUUCAUCAAGGAACACAGCAUCAUUAUGCAAUAUGAAACCAGCCAACUGCUUUUUGUGCGGUCUCCUAUAGGAAGUAUCGCAGUUGUUUUGUUUUCAUUUCUUGUAGUCUAACCCUUUUAAUGCCUUUACCUCAAGUUGCUUGGCAGCACAACUAUCUUUGCAAAAAAAAGUAAAGAAAAAGUAAAUGAUGGUUUAAAAAAUACACACCUUCAUGAAUAAUCAAAGUGAUUUUUCAGAAUUAUGUGUGCAAAAAAUUAAUGUGCAUUCAUAUAUUCUUGUAAAAGGUGUCUGUGUAUUUUUAAAAUAUAUACAUCCAUACUUCAUAUGCAUAUAUAUCUAGAUCUGGAUUGAUAAUAGAUAUAUAUGUGUCUGUUAUAUAUUUUAGAGUUCAUUCCAUUGGGGAAUUUUCUUUCCCUUUUAUUCUACCCCCACUACCGCCUUUAUUUCUCUAUUUCCCUUGCCUUCAUCACCUACAUUUUUUUCCCAGUCCUACCAAUGACAUUCAAAUGUUGAUGUAUCUGGUUCGUUUGAAUAUAAAAUAUGGCAAACUAGAAUUCUACUUUUAUUUUGCAUACCCUACUCCUGACUCCUAUCUCAUACACAAUUCUGAGUUCUCAACUCUUGAUAUUGCUGUCUUAAGAAACAAAAUUUUAUAUAUAUAUGUAUACAUACAUACACAGACACGUACACACACAUAUAUAUAUACAUAAAAUAACUUUCUGUGAGAGUGCGUCUCUCCCCUCCCACUCAGAACAUACAUUUACCAUUUGCGCAAUUUGUAUAUAAGCAGUAGCAACCUGAACUAUUCUUUUUCUUUUUUCUUUUUCUUUUCUUUCUUUUUUUUUUUAAUGAGACAGAGCCUCGCUCUGUCACCAGGCUGGAGUGCAGUGGCGAGAUCUCGGCUCACUGCAACUUCCACCUCUCGGGUUCAAGCAAUUCUCCUGCCUCAGCCUCCCGAGUAGCUGGGACUACAGGCAUGUGCCACCACACCCAGCUAAUUUUUGUAUUUUUAGUAGAGACGGGGUUUCACCGUGUUGGCCAGGAUGGUCUCGAUCUCUUGACCUUGUGAUCCACCCGCCUCGACCUCCCAAAGUGCUGGGAUUACAGGCAUGAGCCACCACACCCGGCCUACUAUUCUUUUUCUUUAGUGAGUUUGUUAAAGCUGCUAUAAAUAUAAAACCUGUCAGAAGUUGUAACUUUCUCUCUGAUAAGUGAUGUGUAUUCUGAAGCCUUCUGUUUCUAUGGGUUAUACAUGGAAAUUCUUUAAAGGUUUUAUAAAGGGUAAAUAUUUUUAAAAGAUUAGAGCUCUGUAGGGUUGAGACCUCUGAAAUUGAGUAGAGAGAGAGAGAAGAGUUUGUUGAGGGAUUUUUUGUUUUGUUUUUUGAUAGUUUACUUGCUGCCUCUCAUACCUUAAUGUGAUUUUCAUAUAUUUUUUAUAUAUAUAUGUAUGUGUGUGUAUAUAAACACAUAUGUAUGUGUUUGGAAGUAUAGCUUCCUUUUCUAUUUAUUAGAAUAGUGCUUUAAUAAUUAUAGAAUUGUAUUGGCAGCAUCUUUUAUAGAAAUAUAAUCAUGUUUAUUUUAAGAACUGACAACUUGUUUUUGCUAUCUUUUAGUGCAAUAAGCAGUUUUAAAGGAAAGUUGUGUCUGCAUCUUUACCAUGGAUAGUAGGAGGAACAGGCACCUCCAUAGUUUAAAAGGGCAAAGAAUACAGCCUUAAUUUCAGAAGGAAAGUUUUGUAAUUUUCAGUUUUAAAGCAUAUCUUUUAAAAUUCAUCAUGAUAAAAGGCUGGACGCGGUGGCUCAUGCCUGUAAUCCUAGCACUUUGGGAGGCUGAGACAGGUAUAUCACCGGAGCUCAGGAGUUUGAGACCAGCCUGGCCAACGUGGUGAAACCCGUCUCUACUAAAAAUACAAAAAUUAGCUGGGCGUGGUAGCGGGCACCUCUAAUCCCAGCUACUCGGGAGGCUGAGGCAGGAUUGCUUGAACCUAGGAGGCGGAAGUUACAGUGAGCCAAGACUGCACCAUUGCACUCCAGCCUGGGCAACAAAACCAAAACUCCGUCUCAAAAGAAAAAAAAAUCAUAAUGAAAAUGAAGUGAAAUUGCCUAAAUGAGUCCAACUUGAAUAUUAGAAAUAAAGUUGAACUUUUAUAUAAUUGUGAAUAGCUUAACAUAUUUAAAUUAUUUGCAAAUAGAUUGUGUUUAUUGAAGAAUCAUAUUGGCUAGAUGCCCAUUUUCAUUUACUAAAAUGAAUCAGGAAAAUGCAAGAUGAUAUUUUAAAACUUUUGCUAAUGUAUCACCAGUAUAACUUUCCUUUUAAAAUUAAGGUGAUAGUAACAAAGGAAGUUAGGACUUUGAUCAUUUUAAAUCAGUUAAAUCACUGAAAUGUGGGAAAUUGUUUUACAAAACUUUUAUUGAUUACACUUUAAGGUAUUAAAAAGUACUAUAAAGCUAUCAAAACUGAGUUUAUCAGUAACAUUGGAUUCAGGGGAGCUUUGCACUUUGUAACUCAUGAAAAUUGCAUUUUGAUUUUUUUUUUUUUUUUUUUUUUUGCACUGGUUCAGAGUAUAGAUACUACAGAUUGUUUCCAGUGGGCAUUGUUGUUAGCCUUUCAGAAUUCCAUCUGCACGUGAAACCUAAUGGAUUUAGAUCUUUAGUUUCUCUCUUACCUGUAAUCCACUAUUAUUGCCAAUUCACUGUAUUUUGAGCCUAAAAUCUGAGCCCAUGUCCUCUGACAGGCAUGAAAUCUUUUGUCCCUCUGCCAGAAAACUAAGAAAGUACUGUAUUUUCUAUGUUUAUUAUUUUGAAGUGUCUGAAAUGCAAUUUACAACACUGUUGCAAAGAACUUUACAAAAGGUAAUAUUUGUAUCGUAUAUACAUUUUUUCUCCCAGCCUUCUCCCAUCUCCUCCAGAAAAAUUUCCUAUAAAGAUGGAUUUUUUUACACUGAAAUUUUACUGAAUAUAGUCAGGAUCAUGGGCAAGAGAAGAAAAUAGUAUACUCAAGAUGAUAAAAAUUUAAUUCGUCUAUGCUUGAUCAGUGUGAGUAAAACAUCUUCCUUUAUCAUGGGAGCUGCACAGAUUCAUGUGGGAAACUUUAGGGAAUGACUGUAGAUACCCUUUCUCUAUGUACUCUCUCACCUAAUUUUCAGUCACUCAUAUAUGCUAGAGUGGAGCCCUUAAUUUAAAUCUAUUUGGAAGGACUUUUUUAAGAGGAAAAAUAUUUUUUCUAAAUUAUAAAGCUUUACCUUUUGAGUGAUUUCUUUUUUAGAGUGCUCUUACACUAGUCAGCAUUGCUAGUUUAAAGUUGAUUAACUUGAAAGAAUAUGUAUACUAUAUUUCUAUUUUGCUAACAAAUUGGUAUAUUAAUUACCAUUGGUUCUUAAUUACAAGAAAACUUGUGCUUAGAAUUUUAAGAUAAAAGGCUAAGUGACAAAUGCUUCUUGAAAUUUGUCCUAUUUAUUGUUGCACUUCUGGUGUAGAAUUUCUAAUCUUUUUUAUUUUAAAAAAGUUUUUUUUUUUUAAGUUAAACAUGAAAUUCACAGUGACCCUUCUGCUCCUGCCCUUGCUCACUAACUAUAUCAUGAAUGCCAAAUUUUGGUCUUCUUUUUUCUAUGAUGUAUCUUACAAGACUGACUGUAAAAUAUCAGUCUGGCAACUAGAUAAUUGAUUUUCAUAUGAAGAAGAGUUGGGAGUUUAAUGUAUAUUCUUGAUGGUUAAUGUGUCUACAUAAAGUGCUGAUACAUGUAUUAUAUUACAGUAUCAGGUUACUGGCAUGGAGGACCAUACACUUACAAUAUUGUAGCUGCUAUAUUUAUUUAAGUAGAUUCUGACAGUUACUGCACUAAACAGUAAAGAGAUAAGCAGGAUUCAAGGCUAAUGUUAGGCCCUUUUUUUCCCUAAGAGUAAGGACACGGAAUAUCAAAGUAACAAAGGGUGCUGCCAUUUUAGUUUCAAUUUAAUAUCAGGAUAUUCUUUGUUUUAGAAAUGUAGAUUUUGACUUUUACAGUUUGAAAAAGGGUACCUCAGCCUCUUCAGUACCGGUUUUUUGGCACAUUUCAACAGAAAUAUUAGAUUCCCUUUCUUUUUCUUAAUAGUGAUCUUCUAACAAGUUUCUUGGAAAAACUAUCAUUCUAAGGGAAAUCCCUGUUUAUAACCUAUUAAUAUAUUUCUAUUCCUAGAAGAGAGUCUAGCAGGGAUUCUAGUAGGAAUUACUGAGUGUUUUGGAAGGCACUUGAUAGAGGCAUCUCUGCUUUCCAGCACAGGGAUUCUCAGCCUUCUAAAGAUCUAGACCAGUUUCCAAGCUAGCUUCUCCACAGCCCACCACUGCCUAGUGUUUGCUUGUGUAUUCUCUAAUGGAUUUUAGGAGGAUAGGCCUUCUGACAGACAGAGUCAUGAAGGACUUAAGGCAUGUCUAGGGAAAUAAAAGCUGACUUGCCCUUCAGCAGGAAUGACUGGCAGCGGAUCUCUGUGUUCAAGGAAAGGGUGAGCGCUAAGCAUGCCAGUGAUGGAUCCUAAGUAUUUAGAUGGAUUGCAGACCAGGAAUUAGAGACCGUUUGUGACUCAAGGAACUUGAUGGAUCUGUUUAGAGACCUACAUGAAUUUGCCAAGGGCAGUGAUUUUUAUGAAAUUCAAGAAGCAAACGACUUCGAUACAGCUAGAAUAUGUUGCAGUCUUCCUAUUUCAAACUUGAUUUUAAUAUUUUUACCAAGAAGUUUAACUGACAACUCUGCAAAAUUUUCAUUCAGUAUCAUUAAACCUGAGUUAAAUGUUUGCUUAGCUUAUCCUCUUAGAUGUUCUUCUGUUGAACAGGCAGAUUGCCCUUAACAGUAACUUGCUACUUAAAUUACCUUUUAUUAGUUAGUCAAGCUGCAAAAAUAUCAUUAGUGUGGCAUCUUUAUUUUGGCUUUGUCCAUAUGAAGUAUUCAUUAUUUUCAUUCUUUUUGAGAAUUCAUAAAUGUCUUAAAGCUUCAGUAAGAAUUGUUGGGAGGUUUGACAUCAAGUAACGCCUUCCUGUGUAGCAGUAUAACCCUAAUUUAGAACUCUUGUUUUCCUAUUUCAGUCCUCAUAUUUGAUCAUAGAAAAGCACUUUUGUGAUUCUAUAGGAGUCAAAAAAUCAGCCAAGAGUAGGUAAGUCAGUCAGCACAGAAAUCAGAAAGUGAGAAUUUUCUCCAAAAAAUCUUUUUAAAAAAGUCCUGCUUAUACUAAGAACAUUCUUGAUCAGUUGCAGUGUUAGAAAUGACACUGUGAUUAGUGAAAGCCAAGCUGAGUCCCAGGAAGCAGGGAGGGGGAGUGUGUGUGUGUGUAUAUGUAUGAGUGUGUAUAUAUAUAAUCUCACACACACACAAAGGGAAAAAUUAUUUUGACUUUUUUCCUACUUUUAAAAUGGUACAUUUAAGUUUAUAAUUUUCCAUGUUCAGUCAACAUAAUUUUUUAAACUAAGGUAUAAUGGUCAAGGCUUGUGCUAGUAUUACCUACUACUCAUUGAAAUUUAUAUUACUUUACCCAUCAAAACUAGUACUCCAGAUGUUUACAUCAUUGAUUAAAUCUCAAGAAUCUUUUGUUCUUAAAAUAUGGAAGUUAAAGAUUUUAAUUUGAAUUAAAGAUAGAAGGAUGGUAAAUUCAAUGUAGAGGGUUGAGAUUUACCAGUGAGAAACCCUGUUGAAGUAUCAGGUAAAUGGUGUGACAAAAUUAGAAUCCUGUCAAAUCACCUAUCCAGCCAUCGGGGUCCCUUCCUUUUUUAGACUAAUUUCUAAGGUAACCAGAAUCUAAUGUAUCUAUGUUAGGGUCUCAGUAAAGCAAAGACGUUUGUCAGGGCGUAGACUCUUGAGUUAAAUUUUUUAAUCAUUUUUUAAAGCAAGGCGGUUCUUAGAAAGUGCCUUUUCAGAAGAUGGUGCUGUAGAUUUUUAUUUUUCAAGUAGCACGAAGCUAAGAAUUUUAAAGAUAAAUUAUUUUAGAACUCCAAGAGUGUGACAGUUUCAUAAAAAUAAUGUUAGUUGUUGUCUUGAAUCUCGUCCAAGGGAACCAAGGAAAGCUUUUAUGCAGUAAAGUAUCUAGGUAAAUGCUCACCAAAUUUAUUUUGUAAAUUUGAAAACAAAAUAUUUAGUAGAAUUACCUCUUUUAAUUCCCAACUGUGUUGGAGGAAAUCCAUAAUGCACAUAAAACAGCAAACCUACUUAACUUUUUAACAAGAUUAUGGGUAUAGUACCAAUGUCCAAAGGGAAAUGUAACUUGCCUGGAAUUAUAGGCAACAUUUUCUAAUUAAUCUUUUUUUUUUUUUUUUGAGACAAAGUCUUGCUCUGUCACCUAGGCUGGAGUGCAGUGGCUCGAUCUCAGCUUACUGCAAACUCCGCCUCCCGGGUUCAAGUGAUUCUCGUGCCUCAGCCUCCCAAGUAGCUGGGAUUACAGGCGUGCACCACCACACCCGGCCUAAUUAGUCAUUAUUAAGGAGGACUGCUCAUAAAGGCAGUACCAAAUCAUCAUUCAGAUCAGCUUAAGUGAGAAAGCAAAAUGAUGAUCUCUAUUGUUAGAGAAAUUUUCUUUUCUAGACACCAAGGAAUAUUUUAAAUGAUUUUUUAUUUUUUCUAGGAUGCAGGAACUAUGAAAAAUGAUGACAAGGCAUUUAAAAGGGUAUGAUCAGUUAAAUAGAAGUAAGGUCUGCAAAUUGUGCUUAAGGGGAAAUAAGCAAAAGAAAGGAAAAUAGUAGAACCUUUCAUACUAAUUAGAAAUGUAGUUACCUACCAGAGGGCAAUUUUGCUCCAUACCAGGAAGCAGUAAAUAGCAGUAAAUGAUCACCUAGGCACUUCUUUCCUGUGAAUUUGGUGAGCAUUCUUCCAGAAAAGAAGACUAAAAGCAAACAACAACAACAACAAAAAAUACCACACCUCAGUAACCUUGUAUGCUGCAUUAUAUAAUAAUGAUAGUAAAAUUAUAUUGUUUGGAGUGUACUGUGUCUGUUUGCAAAUAUACAUGCACAUUAAACUUUUUUGUUUUUAUAAUGUCUUAAUAGCAAUUAUGAGUUUAUUUUUGUUAAGAUUAAUUUUUCUAUUGUGAUGUUUAUAUUUAUUGGCAAUUUGUGUGCAACUUUUAUAUUUUGCUUGUCGGUUUUAAGGUAUUUUAUUUUUAUAGAUAUUUCUAGCUUUCCUCAUUCUUUGUAAUAGCAGCAAAGAUUAAGAUGGAGUGUUAAUAUACCAACCAAACUACGAAUUCCAUAAACUCUAGAGUUUGGAUUUUUACCAAUAAACCAUUAACACUAUUUUGUAACUUAGAA
Molecule: messenger RNA, 10366 nt
Organism: Pan troglodytes (chimpanzee)
Lineage: Eukaryota; Metazoa; Chordata; Mammalia; Primates; Hominidae
Gene: AGO3
Product: argonaute RISC catalytic component 3
Exons: 19
Coding region: 355-2937 (860 amino acids)
Biological process (GO): regulatory ncRNA-mediated gene silencing; regulation of stem cell proliferation
Molecular function (GO): protein binding; RNA binding
Source: RefSeq, a predicted model, not a curated record